AUGUCUGAAGUUCCUAAUCCAGAAUCUCCCAGUUCAUCGAUAUUUAAACAACCGAAUGCCUCAACAUCAACAAAAAUUCAUGGUGCUCCAUCUAGUUCACAAAUUGCUAAUGUCGAUUUCAACACCUUGAGAAAAUUAAAUACGAACACCUCGUUUUCGUCAAACUUAACUAACUCAACCACUAAAACAAGCAAUGCUUUAUCCAGGCUAUUCACUAGAAAUAAGUCGUCAUCUAACAUUUCAAUUUAUCAUUCUCCAAGCGAUGAUGAUAGCUCCCCAAAGACACUUCGAGAAUCCGCGUCUCCAUCUGAAUCAAGCAAGAGUGGCAAUAGGUUGAAGAUUGCCCAGAAGUUAAAGUUUUCCAAGAAUCAAAGCAGUCGUAAACCAGAAUUGUUUUUGGAUACCAGUAGCUCAAUAAGUGAAGAUAACUCUUCGUUUCGGAAAAUAGUAACUGGUAAUCUGCUGAAUGAGGUGAAUAAGUCAAGAAAGAACUCAAUGAGCUCGCCAAUGAGUACCACAUUUCAUAGUUUGUUUCAUCGAUCUCAUCACAAUGGCAGCAGUUUUCAGCAAGAUACCAAUCUGGUUGCGACUGGCACGACACCUUUGUCCAGUAAGUUCGAUGACUUGUCAAAAGUAUCCAAGGCAACUUUAUGUCUUUCCUCAAACAGCUCAAAUUCAAUAAUCAGCAAUCCUGAACUAGCUCAGAUUUAUAAUUUCACCAACCCAAAUAUUUCAAUUGAAGAUGGAGAGACUAAUAUGGACCAUACAAACAGUUCUUUUUUGGAUAUUCAUAAGAAAAUGCUUGUGCCAGCAGAUCUGUUUAUCCAGAAUAAGUUAAACAAGUAUCACCAAACAGAAGUUGGAUUGGGCAUAUAUGAAAGUGAAUUGGAUCACGAAAAAGAUAGUAAGAUAUAUUCGAACCUUUAUCAUUACUUGAAACCACUAUUCACCCCAUUCUUUUCCGUAUCCGACUCUGGUCGAAAGGUAAGCAUGCGUCCAAUAUUGAAUGCAAAUGUGGAAGAAAUUGCAAGUUUUGUAAAAGAGAGCUUUUGUUUACACCAGCCCAAUGAAAGAGCAUCAUUAGAUCACGAUAAAAGUUUUAGACUGAAAACAAGAUCAAGUGUAUCAAGUUUGGGCCAUGGUAAGGUGGACGAUUUUGAUUACAGACAGUUAUCAAAUUUGAUUGAGAAAUUGAUGACAGUAUUGAGUCACAACUUACAAACUGCCGAACCCUUGGAAAUAUCUUUACAAACUUUGAUAUUGAACGCAUGGAGAUAUUAUAAUAAUUAUAUCAGGUUUUACGUGCUAAGUGUAUUUCAACCAUUGCAAACGCACUUGAAUGAACUAUAUAUGAGAAAACAGAGUGGAACCAAAAUUACUAGAAUAGAUGACCUUUUACUUGUAUCUUUUCGCAAGGUUUUUAUUACUGAACAGGGAAUUGGAAGUGGGAAUAGUGAGCCAUCUCAAUUUUUAGGGAAUACUGAGAGUGAUGAGUUAACUGGUAAUGAAUUGUUUACUUCAACUUUGGCUGUGUUGUCGAGUAUAUCAUAG
Messenger RNA from Candida dubliniensis CD36, 1551 nucleotides. RefSeq lists its product as uncharacterized. The transcript has a single exon. Lineage: Eukaryota; Fungi; Ascomycota; Pichiomycetes; Serinales; Debaryomycetaceae. The record is from RefSeq and is a predicted model, not a curated record. The coding region runs from base 1 to 1551 and encodes 516 amino acids.